AUGUCACUCUUAAGAAAACCUACAGAAGAAAUAGUCAAAUUAGCAGACUUUAAAAUUGAUAGAAUUGAAAUUGACGGAGAUGUGAUCACUGUUGGAAGACAAGAUUCUAUAACGGACUCUGAGGAUUGUGAAAUGGAAGUUGAAAAGAUGGAUAUCCGGUUGGUAAAGAAAAAAAGCGGUGACAAAAACAUGAGAGACCCAGGAGAUCAUGACAUUGAAUGUGAAGAAAUUGAGGAAAUGGGUGAUUGCUUGAUACAGAAAGAAAGGAACGAGGAAAACUUGAGUGGUUCAACAAUGGACGUUUGGAGAUAUAAAAUGAAUAAUGAAGAUAAGGAAAAGAAGGAAUCUGGGUUAAUGAUAAAAGAAAGAUUUGAGAGAAAAUCGAAAAGUUUAGGAGAGGACGUUUGGAGAUGUAAGAUGGAAAAUGAAGAUAAAGAAAAGAAAGAGUCUGGGUUUAAAAUCAAAGAAAGAUUGAAGAGAAAAUCGAAUUGUGUAAUAUGUGACAGUAGGAGAUACAAGAUGGAAAUUGGAGAUAAAGAAAAGAAAGAGCCUUCGUUAAUGGAAAAAGAAAAAAUUGAUAGAGAAUUGAGAAUUUCCCAGUCCUUGAGCUCGUCCGCUGUCAUCAGCUCCAGUUUUACCGUUCCAAGAGUUCACAACGUUUCUCAUAUCUCCUGUGUGACGUCAGACAGGCUUUGGAUCAGUGAUUACAGACUUCUUCUACAGGUUGACGCGUACGGACACAAAACACGGGAAAUUGAAAUAGACUCAUUUCCACUUGGAGGAAUACAUACAGUGUCAGAGGACGGGGAGCUGCUAGCUUUAAGCAACAACAGAGUGCAGAAGAUCACAUCAGAUGGAAACAUCACUACAUUUUUUCAAACAGAGUGUGAAAAGUUUUACUGUAUCCACUCCUCCCGUAUCAACGGCGACAUACUGGUGGGGUGUGAAAAUGAGGUGAGGAGGUAUGACAAGAUGGGGAAGUGGAUCAGGAACAUUGUAAUGUACUGGAGGCAUCGGAUUUAUUACCUUAUGUACAUCACUGAAAACAAGAAUGGAGACAUCUUGGUCUCUGACAAUGAGAGAAAAUCAGUAGUAGUGGUGAACAAAUCAGGACGACAUCGAUUUAUCUACAAGGGUCAACAGUCUGAGUCUAGCUUUGACCCCCGUGGAAUCUGUACCGAUAUCAUCGGACAAAUACUGGUGUGCGAUUUUAACUUAUUUAAUCCAAGUGUUCACCUCCUGCACCAAGACGGUCAGUUCUUGCGCCUUGUAUUGACAAGAGAACAUGGAUUACGCCAACCUACAGCUUUGUGUGUGGACGACAAGCACAAUCUCUACCUGGGACAGGAGAAAAGUAACACAAUAACAGUGUACAAGUGUCUACAGGAAACGGAUGUUUCAGUUUUCUUGUACUUAAUGCCGAUCCCUACCAUCAAGUCUCGUUUUACAGUAUCCAAGGUUGAUGGACUUUAUCACAUCUCCAAGCGAACUUCAGAAAGAUUAUGGGUCAGUGAUAUCAGACAUCUUCUGCAGGUCGACUCCUCAGGUCACGAACAGCAGGAAGAACAAGUUGAAUUUUAUAGUAUAGGAGGAGUUCACUCUGUCACAGAAGAUGGAGACCUGUUGUUCAUAGAUCACAAUAACGUGCGAAAGAUGACUGAAGACGGAAUCAUCACUACACUCAUAAAACCAGAAGCAGAGAUACGACUCUGUGUCCACUCCUCCCGAAUCAACGGCGAUAUUCUGCUGGGGUGCCAUGAUGAAGUUGUGAGGUAUGACAAGAGUGGGAAGAGGACUGCGGACUUUAGGAUGAACAUGAGACAUGGGGGGAUUAAUUAUCCGAAGUACAUCACAGAAAAUAAAAACGGAGACAUCUGGAUCUCUGAUUACGUGGAGAAAACUGUGGUGGUGUUUGAUAAAUCAGGACAUUAUCGACUGGACUACAAAGGACAGCUAACUCGGUAUGGAAUUGGUUCUACGAGUACCUAUCCCUUUUAUUUCGAGCCUCGUGGAAUCUGUACUGAUAUCUUAGGGCAAAUACUGGUGUGUGAUACUUUCGAUCCAAGUGUCCAUCUCCUGAAUCAGGACGGUCAGUUUCUUCGUCUCUUGCUGACAAGAGAACAUGGAUUACUCUUACCAACAGCUCUGUGUGUGGAUGACAAACACAAUCUCUAUGUGGGACAGGAGAACAGUAACACAAUCACAGUGUACAAGUAUCUACAGGAAACGGAGAAUUUAGAUAUGCCCAUGGUGGAGUCGGGAUAA
This is a messenger RNA of Saccostrea echinata, 2265 nucleotides long. RefSeq lists its product as uncharacterized. Gene Ontology annotation, molecular function: translation repressor activity; ubiquitin protein ligase activity. The transcript is spliced from 7 exons. Lineage: Eukaryota; Metazoa; Mollusca; Bivalvia; Ostreida; Ostreidae. Bases 1 to 2265 code for a protein of 754 amino acids. The record is from RefSeq and is a predicted model, not a curated record. Gene Ontology annotation, biological process: protein polyubiquitination; negative regulation of translation; proteasome-mediated ubiquitin-dependent protein catabolic process.